AUGGAAAAUGACUCUGAGCAUUUGAAUGAUCUGUUCGCCCCGUUCGGUUACACUCAGACUGCGCUAGAGACGCCGACAACGGAGCAAUUCUCAAUCUCCGAUGAGAUACCGUGGGCUGACUGGACGGCAGGUCUCGAGCCAACAGCGUCUUUGGAUCACCAUAAUGGGCUUGACCUUCAAGUAGAUUCCACGGAGGAUUUUGCAUUCGACUUUACUGAACUUCUAGCACACCAAGGCCCUGGUGACUUUGAACAAAGAAUUGGUUACGACUUUCCCGUCGGGGAACAUGAGAUCGACAACAAUGAAACACCAAACGAUUUCACCAAUGUCAGUCUCUGGUUGAACGGCGCAUAUCUUCCACCUGUACCCUGUAGCCAUUGCAGAGCGAACCGGUUACAAUGUCUCAUUAUCCAGACUACACAGGCGAAUCCCAACCCGGUUACCUCGUGCUCUAGCUGUGUUGCAUUGUUCAGAGAAUGCAGCCUCGCCCGGGGAGAGAAACGCCAGCCGGCAGGGUUUGAGACUGUUACGCCGGUCCUUGGUCAUCUCCACGGGGUUCCGGAGCAGACAGAGGAAGGACAGCCUAGCCAGACACAGGCACCGGGUGAUCACACCCAGGAUGAAGGUAGUUACCCACAAAGCAAUACCGGCUUUUAUAGACGGAAUUUCUCGAGAAAAGGCGCGAAAGUUUUGAGGGACUGGUAUUACCAGCAUCAGGAAUACCCAUAUCCCUCUAAUGAGCAAAAAGUCGAACUUGCUCGUGAGACUGGCUUCACCAGGAAGCAGGUAUCGGAUUGGUUCACCAACGCACGGAGACGCCAGAAGCAGACGAUGCAAUUCUCCAGACCAGCCCAGGUCUUCCGGGCCGGCUCACCCAUGCCGACUAGUGAGAUCGAGUCCUUGACACCUCUGGAGAGGUGGCAGCAAUCGCCACCAGAGGACGAGCCCGUGUCUGAAUCGACCAUUCAAAACGCAAUCGCAUCAAAAUCCACUGAUAUGUCCCGGUCAAGCUGGAAUACCUCGCAUGCGGGAGAUGAUAUUUUUCAAAAUAGCGCAGACGAUGUUACUUCCGCAUCUAGUGUUGGGAGUAAAAAUUCCUACGCAUCCUCCGACAGUGCCGCAUGGAGUUAUCAUUCCGGAGAAAGCAUGCCUUUCCCGCUUCUUUCCAGGAGAUCAUCUAAUAGAUCUCGAAAGAAACGGACGCGGCGCCAAUCAUCACAAAAAGAGCGUCGAUAUCAGUGUACAUUUUGCACUGACACAUUCGUAACAAAGUACGACUGGAACAGACACGAGAAGAGCGUGCAUUUAUCCCUAGUGUCGUGGAUCUGCGUCCCAAAACUCGCAGAGACCUGGCAGACAAACGAUCGACAAGCAGAAUCAACAUGCAAAUUCUGCGACACUCCCUCUCCACCAAUGGCCCAUAUCGAACUGCACGAGUUCGACAUCUGCGCCACAAGACCCCAAUCCGAGCGCACGUUCAGCCGCAAAGACCAUCUCUGGCAGCAUCUGCGCAAAUUCCACCACUGCACUAAACUUCCCAACGUGGAUGUCUGUCGGACAGAGUCUAACAAUGUGCAUAGUCAGUGUGGAUUCUGUGGUGUUGUUUUCCAAACCUGGUCUGCAAGGGCAGAUCACCUGGCGGAACACUUCAAAAGUGGCACCCGGAUGGAUCAGUGGACUGGUGAUUGGGGAUUGGAGUCGUCCGUGCUAGCAGCGCUGAAGGAUGCGAUGUUGCCGGGUGACAGAACUGGACCGGAAUAG
Molecule: messenger RNA, 1761 nt
Organism: Aspergillus glaucus CBS 516.65
Lineage: Eukaryota; Fungi; Ascomycota; Eurotiomycetes; Eurotiales; Aspergillaceae
Exons: 1
Coding region: 1-1761 (586 amino acids)
Biological process (GO): regulation of DNA-templated transcription
Molecular function (GO): DNA binding
Source: RefSeq, a predicted model, not a curated record